CAACACACCAUUUUAGCGCGAAUACUCAAAGCUUAAACACUCAGGAGCAGAGCGACGGAGAGAAGAUUUGCCGGAAGAAGAUAGUGAGAUAUGGCUGCCUGUACGAUGACGAUGGUUGAGAAAAACGCUGGGAUUGAGGCUGUGAUCGGAAAGUUUGAUGUCAAUGUUGUGUUUUCCGAUCCUCUGCUGCCUUUGCCGGAGAUCAACACUGUCGUGGAUCUCAAGGGACAACAACACGCAGAAUCGAAUCAGAAAGGGAAGAGGGAGAUUGGGCUCGGCAGAAAUGCCGUCGCUACUUGCUUCCCCAUCACCGAGCCUGACGACAAUGACGAGUCUACUGGUGACAAGGAAGCGUAUAUGGCUAGCGUAUUGGCACGCUAUAGAAAGAAUCUCCUCGAGAAGACUAAAUAUAAUUUAGGUUACGCGUAUAAUUUUGACUUCGAUUAUGGUGCUCUGGCGCCGUUGCAGCAUUUCUUCAUUAACAAUCUUGGGGAUCCGUUCGUUGAAAACAAUUACGCUGUGCACUCGAGACAGUUUGAGAUUGGAGUGUUGGAUUGGUUUGCUCGGCUUUGGGAGAUUGAGAAGAAUGAGUAUUGGGGAUAUGUUACACAUUGUGGAACGGAAGGAAAUUUUCAUGGGAUUCUCGCCGGGAGAGAAAAUUUUCCUGAUGGGAUUCUGUAUGCUUCUGGGGAAUCUCAUUAUUCCGUUUUCAAAGCCGCUAGAUUGUAUAGAAUGAACUGUGUGAAGGUCGGCUGUCUGGUAUCUGGUGAGAUCGAUUGUGCUGACCUUAGAGUCAAGUUGCUUGCCAACACAGAUAAACCAGCUAUACUCAAUGUUAAUAUUGGAACCACGGUGAAAGGAGCUGUCGAUGAUCUUGAUCUUGUGAUACAAACACUCAACGAGUGUGGGUUCUCUAAAGAUCGGUUUUACAUCCAUUGUGAUGGGGCGUUGUUUGGAUUUAUGAUGCCUUUUAUCAAACGUGCACCAAAGGUCUCGUUUAAGAAGCCCAUCGGAAGCAUCAGUGUUUCCGGCCACAAGUUCCUCGGAUGUCCAAUGCCUUGCGGCGUUCACCUCACAAGGUUGGAGCACAUAAAUGCCUUCUCCAAUAAUGUCGGGUAUCUAGCCUCAAGAGAUGCCACAAUCAUGGGAAGCCGGAACGGCCAUGCUUCUAUCUUCCUCUGGUACGCCCUCAACAGAAAAGGCUAUAAAGGGUUUCAAAAGGAAGUCCAGAAGUGCCUCGGAAAUGCACACUACCUGAAAGACCGACUUCGUGAAGUGGGAAUUAGUGCAAUGCUGAAUGAACUGAGCAAUACAGUCGUGUUUGAACGACCUCAAGCCGAAGAGUUCAUUAAGAGGUGGCAGCUAAUAUGCGAAGGAAACAUUGCCCAUGUUGUGACAAUGCCGAAUGUUAGCCAAGAGAAGCUGGAUGAUUUCAUAGCUGAAUUGGUCGAAAAACGCUCAAUUUGGUAUGCUGAUCAGAAAGUUCAACCUCCUUGUUUCGCAGCAGCGUUGGGAAGUCAGAACUGUGCUUGUAAGUUGCACAGGAUUUGAUAUGCUUUUAUGGAAACUGUGCUCUGUCGUAUGCCUUAUACAUAUAUAGUCGUGUGCUUCGAGUAUCAUAUAUAUAUAUGGUUAUAGGCGUGUAUUCCGUGUCCAAUAAAUAUUUUGGAAACCCCACUUUAAG
This is a messenger RNA of Cucurbita pepo subsp. pepo (vegetable marrow), 1684 nucleotides long. The record is from RefSeq and is a predicted model, not a curated record. Lineage: Eukaryota; Viridiplantae; Streptophyta; Magnoliopsida; Cucurbitales; Cucurbitaceae.